AUGUCCAAUGAUGUUGCCAGGUUCAUUUUCGUAGACACUCCGCCCAAGCCGGCGGGCAGACGAGUGCGAGACAUUGAGGAACAGCGAAGAAGCGCGGCCCGGACUUUCUUUCACGCCUUUUGUGACCAUCCAAGUGGCAUCGUGGCUGACUUCACGACGCCCCUCACACGCGAGGUGCAAGAUCAAGUCAAGGCGCAGGGCCGCAGAUUGCUGGAAACGCAGCUGGAGGUGGCACGCCUGCGCGGAGAGAUGCGACGGAGGCCCUACGGCAGAAAGGUCCUCGAUCACAACGAGGACUCACCCACGGCCGCUUAUCACGCGCAGCUCUGGAACGUUCCUACGGCGAAUCCCCCUAAACCGGUCCUACCUUCAGCCCUGGCGGGCGCAGAUGGCGAAGGCAACCUCAAGGAGGAGCGAGAUCUGCCAAGCAGGCUCGAGAAGGCAGAGGCGGCGGUGCUCGCCGCCCACGAAGCUCUGGGGAAUCGGCUCAUGGAGGUUCUCCGGGAUGCAAUCUAUCAGAAUCAGGUCGCUGUUCUGGUUCAGCGCAGUCACACCAGGUUCCUUGAAGAUCUACGCUCCGCUAGCGUGGCGCCCCGCGGUCCCUGCAGGGCCACACUCGCACAGCGAGGAACGUCGCAGACUCUUCUACAUAGCUUGAAACCACUGGAGGAGGUACCUCCCAAGAUCAAGGAUUCCGGCGCAGGCUUCCCUGUGUUGGCUGAGAUUGCCGCCGGCAUGGCGGCUGCGAACGUGGAGGAGCGUCUGCCCUGCCUCAUCUUCGAUUGGGACGACACGCUCUGCCCAACCUGGUGGAUGCGCUCGACGCUGCCACAGGCCGGUCAGGAGGCUUCACCGACACAGGUCGUAAAGCUUGCGCUCCAUGCAGGUCGUGUGGAGCAGGUGCUCAGAGCGGCGCGCAGCUUCGGUUCCGUCGACAUCGUGACCUUGGCAAACCGUCAAUGGCUCGAACAGACUUCUCGGUUUAUGAGCCCUGGCAAUCUGGAUCUACUGGGGCUGUUCGACGAGCUUCAGAUACAGGUGCACCAUGCCUACAGCCGGACUUCUCCGAAG
Messenger RNA from Symbiodinium sp. CCMP2456, 1071 nucleotides. The record is from the annotation of a GenBank genome assembly. Lineage: Eukaryota; Dinophyceae; Suessiales; Symbiodiniaceae.